Messenger RNA from Punica granatum (pomegranate), 733 nucleotides. NCBI's taxonomy places the organism in Eukaryota, Viridiplantae, Streptophyta, Magnoliopsida, Myrtales, Lythraceae. The record is from RefSeq and is a predicted model, not a curated record.
AACUCAACAUCUUGCCUUAGAACCAACACAUCCUUCUCCCAUUCUUAGGAUUACAUUGAAAAUUUAUUCUUUUUUCCGGAGAUAUGGCGGUCACUUGCUUCACCCAAGAGUUCUCGACUCCUGUUGCUCCUUCCAGGAUGUUCAAGGCAUUGAUCCUCAACUCCCACAACCUCAUCCCCAAGAUCGCUCCUCAGGGUAUCAAGAGCAUUGAGUUUGUGGAAGGAGAUGGUGCUGCUGGAAGCAUCAAGCAGACCAACUUAGCUGAUGGUGGUCACUUGAAGUGGCUGAAGCACAGGAUCGACGCAGUUGAUGCAGAGAAGCUCGCUUGCAAAUACACCUUGAUUGAGAGUGAUGUCGCAUUCGACAAGAUUGAAUCAGUGGUGUACGAGGUGAAAUUCGAAGCGUCCAGUGAUGGUGGGUGUGUCUGCAAGAUGACAAGCGAGUACCAUGUCAAGGAGGGCGUGGAGCUGAAGGAGGAGGACAUCAAGCAGGGCAAGGACAAGGCCAUGGGACUUUACAAGGUUGUCGAGGAAUACCUUCUUGCCAACCCCAAUGUCUAUGCUUAAAUGAGCAUAUUUCUAGUUUAUGUUUGCUCAAUAUCGUGUCAUGUCAUUUCCUCUAUUGCUUUUUCUUUGCCUUUUGAUGUUUACAGAAUUUGUUGCUUGAUACUUAAUAUAAAUGUGUGAAAGAUCGAGCUGAUGAAAUAAACAGACAUUUUUCUUUUCAGUCGCAA